Messenger RNA from Aphanomyces astaci, 1441 nucleotides. RefSeq names its product calcium/proton exchanger. Gene Ontology annotation, molecular function: calcium:proton antiporter activity. The transcript has a single exon. The coding region runs from base 66 to 1343 and encodes 425 amino acids. NCBI's taxonomy places the organism in Eukaryota, Oomycota, Saprolegniomycetes, Saprolegniales, Verrucalvaceae. The record is from RefSeq and is a predicted model, not a curated record. Gene Ontology annotation, cellular component: membrane. Gene Ontology annotation, biological process: calcium ion transmembrane transport; intracellular calcium ion homeostasis.
GUGGCCCGUCGCCGACCGCUCGCGGAAAACGUCCAUUUCAAGCCGUGUCGUUGUUGCUCACGAGGAUGAUCAAGCGACAAGCGUCCAAGUUCUUGCGGACGCCCAGCAUGGAGCAAGAAGAUGGCGUCGAUGAGGCCACGCGGCUUUUGGAAGCGACCCCGACAGUGUCCCCCUCCACUGCCACCUUUGUCGUCGACGGCCUUCCCGUCACGACGACUGCAACGCCACCGUCAUUUGGCCACUCGGUGUGGAACAUCCUCGUGGGAUCGUACGUGAACCUGUUUCUGGUGUUUGCGCCGUUCGCAGUGUGGUCCUACCUUGCGGAAUGGGGCGACAUUGCCGUGUUUGUGUUGAACUUCCUCACCAUGCUUCCGUUGGCAAGCAUGCUCGGCGACGCCACGGAAGCCCUCGCCUUCCACGCAGGUGACACGAUCGGUGGGCUCGUCAACGCUACGUUCGGCAACGCCGUGGAAGUGAUCAUCGCGAUCUUCGCCCUCCGGAACGGCGAAGUCGCGCUCGUCCAAAGCUCGCUCAUCGGGUCCAUGUUGUCCAACAUGCUGCUCGUGCUCGGGUCGUGCUUCAUCGCGGGGCACAUUGGCGGGGCGAAGGAGUCCGAGUUCAGUGCCCAGAGCGCGUCCGUGAACAUGUCGCUGUUGUUUCUGUCGAGUUUCGCCAUGUUGGUGCCGUCGUACUACCAGUACAGCCAACCUUCGUCCACCGUCGGGCCUUCCCUCUUGACCAACAACGACGAUGCCGUGCUCGGCCUCUCUCACAUCUCUGCCCUCUUCUUGAUCCUCAUGUACAUCCUUCUCAUGCUGUACCAGCUCGUGACCCACCGCGUGAUCCUUGCCGAGCGGGACGACGACGAAGAGGAGCCGGAGCUGUCGCUCCAAGGGUCCGUCGCCGUCUUGCUCGUCAUGACGCUGCUCGUGUCCAUCUUUUCAGAGUUCCUCGUGUCGUCCGUGGACGGGUUCACCAUCAACGCCGACAUCCCCAAACCGUUCGUAGGCAUCAUCCUCCUCCCCAUCGUCGGCAACGCCGUCGAGCACAUCACGGCCAUCAAGGUCGCGCUCAAGAACAACAUGGAGCUGGCCAUGGGCGUGGCCAUCGGCAGUGCAACGCAGAUCGCGCUGUUCGUCGUGCCCGUGUGCGUGCUCGCGGGGUGGCUCAUGAACGAGCCCAUGACGCUCGCGUUCAAUGCGUUCGAAGCCAUGACGUACGUCGUGUCGAGUGUGAUUGUGUACGUGGUCGUGGCCGACGGCAAGAGCAACUGGCUCGAAGGCGCCAUGCUCAUCGUGCUCUACUGCCUCGUGGGCGUCGCGCUCUUGGAAAUCACGAUUUAACCACAUAUAACCAGGUAGAAAAUCAUUUUAAAAAUGGCCGGUCGGUCCGUCGUGUGGCGGUCGUCGUAGGGAAUAAAAAAGACCUUUUGCACUUUAUA